AUGCGCAACCUUCGCAACCUCCGAUUCGGAAGAUGGCGGCAUCCCGACAUCACCGCCGCCUGCUGGGAUCCCGAGAAUGACGAGAUUGUGUGCACGAUAGGGCCGACUGCCGAGAACCCGACGAUUGAGCUGGUCAGACUGUCGGACGCUGAUUCCAUAAAUCGACGCACACUUACUCGCUGGGAUGCGCCCAGUCCGAACCCCGAUCUCCUCGUCGACCGCAUCGUCAAUCUUCACUAUCUGAGUGGCAGCGGCACAACAUGUCUCGUUCUAGAAGGCGGUGAUAUCAUUACGGUGCGGGAGGAUCUUUCGACUGGCCAUGUUCACAUUGAGAUUAUGGGAUCUAUUGAUGCCGGAAUUGCGGCCGCGCGAUGGUCCCCGGACGAGGAGCUGCUUGCCGUGGUCACCAAGGCUGACACUGUCGUCUUCAUGGGAGGCGCCUUUGACCCCGUUGCCGAAGUCACCAUGACCGAGGAGGAUCUCAAGGCGUCAAAGCACGUAUCAGUAGGAUGGGGCAAAAAGGAAACACAGUUCCAGGGCCGCGGCGCAAAGGCCCUCCGAGAUCCCACGAUACCUGAAAAGGUCGAUCAGGGCCUUCCGAGCACCAACGAGGACGGGUCGGUAUCCAUUAGCUGGCGUGGAGAUGGUGCGUUCGUAGCCAUCAACUCGGCUCAAGAGGGCUUUCGACGAGUAAUCAGGGUGUAUUCCCGUGAGGGAGAGCUGGAUAGUGCCAGCGAGCCCGUCGACGGGUUUGAAGGUGCUCUGAGCUGGAGACCGUCUGGCAAUCUGAUUGCUGGUAUUCAGCGCCUGGCGGAUCGAGUCGAUGUUGUAUUUUUCGAGCGCAACGGCCUACGACACGGACAGUUCACUCUGCGGUCACCGAACGGGGCUGUUUUGGAUGCCAGCGACGCCAGGAUUCGACUCGAGUGGAACUCGGAUUCGACAGUUUUGGCAGUCAUUCUCACGGAUACCAUCCAGCUUUGGACUAUGGGCAACUACCAUUGGUAUCUCAAGCAAGAGAUUGCCAUGGAGCCGGGAUUUGCCUGCCUAGCCUGGCACUCGGAAAAGGCACUUCGAUUCGCAGCGGCAUCUGCUGGGAGCCUCAUCCUGGCCGAGCAAAUCUUCCACACGUCUCGAGGUUCAUGCCGGCUACCCAACGAUAAUGGUGUAGUUGCUGUCAUUGAUGGAGAGAACGUCAAAAUUACUCCCUUUCGCACUGCCAACGUGCCUCCUCCCAUGGCCCUAUUUGAGGUCAAGGCAGAGUCCUCUGUGGUUGAUGUAGCCUUUGGACACGGAAAUUCCUCAUUCGCAGUCCUGCAUCAGAAGGGCGUGGAUCUCUACGAGCUGCCCCUAAAGAAUGGAAGAUCUACUAGGCCAGUGGAGAGGCUCAAGCUUCCAUUUGAUACCCCUAAUAUGCCAGAGCACCACAUGCCGCUGAGAAUCUGCUGGGUGUCCGAUAACAGCUUACGUUGCAUGGGCUACCAAGACGAUUUGGGCCAUUUGCAGCUGGUUGUAUCUACUGGCGAAGGAAAUUCUGCUGAGAUUAGUAUGCUGGACAGCAAUCUGGUACUAGGAGCUGCCGCAACUCGGGAUGAUGAUUCUGCCGUGGAAAGCUACGGCCAAGACCAGUCCGGCAGAUUGUAUAGGCUCUCCAACUCGGGUGACGACCUUCUUCCUGUUCAGUUCGCGACACAACUCCCGUGGUUCGAAAUCAGCAAGCAUGAUGACGUCGAGAUGGCUUUCGGUCUUUCAAGGGCCGGCCACAUCUUUGCAAACUCUCGGCUGCUGGCCAAGAACUGUACAUCCUUUAUUGUCACGCCUAAUCAUCUCAUCUUCACCACGAGCAACCAUUUCGUCAAGUACGUGCACUUGGUGGCAGACGUCGAGGAUUUGGAGGUUCCUGCUGAUGAUCCCGAAAAGGAUGAGAGAUGCCGCAGCGUGGAGCGUGGUUCCCGUUUAGUCACCGCAAUGCCAACCAACAUGAGCAUUGUGCUACAGAUGCCACGAGGAAAUCUAGAAACCAUCUUCCCCAGAGCCAUGGUCGUUGCCGGUAUCAGAAGCCUCAUUGAGGAAAAGAACUACGCACGAGCCUUUUCAUACUGCCGGUCCCAGCGAGUUGAUAUGAACAUUCUGUACGACCACAAGCCUGAGCAGUUCCUCUCAUGCGUCAGCCUAUUCUUGGACCAGCUAAAGGAGGUAUCUUAUAUUGAUCUCUUCCUCUCAUCACUCAGAGAGGAAGAUGUCACGCAGACAAUGUAUCUAGACACCAAGCGGGCAAAAGCCCUGCCCUAUGGUAUCAAUACGGCCCCUGAGGCAUUGCCUUCGCAGAAGCCUCACGGCUCCAAGGUCAAUGCUAUCUGUGACGCAGUUCUCAAGGCCCUUCAAUCCCACAAAACGACUCACCUCCAAAACAUCAUUUCAGCUCAUGUCUGCAAAGUUCCUCCUGCUAUGGAUGACGGACUGACCCUCGUUGCUGAGCUGAUGCAAGAGGAUGAGAAGCUCGCAGAAAAGGCUGUAGAGCACAUUUGCUUCUUGGUCGACGUCAACCGGGUGUAUGAAAACGCCCUAGGUCUAUACAAUCUUGACCUUGCUUUGCUUGUUGCGCAGCAGUCUCAGCGAGACCCAAGAGAAUACCUCCCCUUUAUUCAGAACCUUCACGUCCUUUCCGAGCUUCGUCGCAAGUUUGAGAUUGACGACCAUCUCGCCCGCCGGCAAAAGGCCUUGGCUCAUCUCCAAGCUCUUGAUGCAUUCGACGAGCUAUGCAACUACACCAGCAAGCACGACCUCUACCAAGACUCCCUCAAACUGUACCGAUACGACCCACCCCGCUUGCAGACCCUAACUGAAAUCUAUGCCAUCUACCUCGAGUCCAAGUCUCAAUACCGGGAAGCAGGCCUGGCAUAUGAGUCAAUCAAGAACUAUGCCAAAGCCACCAGCUGCUACCGCUCAGCCGGUGCCACAUGCUGGCAAGAAUGCCUCUUCACUGCCUACCAGCAAGAUCCUCCUCUCUCCGCAGACAGCAAAGCCGAGCUUGCCACCGCUCUUGCAGACGCGCUUUGGGAGGCCAAGGACUUUUCCUCUGCCGCGACCAUUCAUCUCGAUUACCUAGCCUCACUCGAGAUGGCUGUCAAGUGUCUCUGCCGUGGCUACCAUUUCGCUGAAGCCAUCCGCCUCGUCAUCCAGAACUCACGCCCGGAUCUUCUCGAGACUGCCAUUGACGUCGGGCUCGCCGAAGCGCUUGGGCGAACCACAGAGUUCCUGGCCGAUUGCAAAGCUCAGCUCCGUGCUCAAGUUCCCCGCGUUGCUGAGCUGCGACUCAAGGCUGCUGAAGACCCUCUUGCCUUUUACGAGGGUGAGCGGGCUGGCGGGAUGGACAUCCCCGAUGACGUCUCCGUGGCAGCAAGUUCGCGCGUUAGCACGUCGGCGAGUUUGUUCACGCGCUACACCGGCAAGGCGGGUAGUGUUGGUACCGCUGGUACGGGCGUUAGCAGAGCGACGAGCAAGAAUCGGCGGCGUGAGGAGAAGAAGCGUGCCAGAGGUCGAAAGGGCACUGUUUACGAAGAGGAGUAUCUCGUCAACAGUGUCCGACGACUGGUUGAGCGCGUGGAGGCGUCCAAAUCCGAGGUGGAGAGACUGGUGUUUGCUCUCGUGAGGAGAGGAAUGGCGGAGCGGGCUCGCGCGGCGGAGACGCUCAUGGCGGACGUCACGGAGGCGUGUGAGGCUGCUGUGAGGGAAGUGUUUGCCGUAUCGGCGGAGCAGCAGCAACAGCAACAGCAGCAGCAGGAUCAACAGGCUGCUGCCAAUGAGGCAAAUGCGUGGAAGGCUACGGGGGGUGAGGGCGUGUUUCAGGAGUGGAUGCAAGAGCAGGGCAAGAAGAUGGAGCCGCCGGUGAUAUCAGGGAUGAAGAAACUAGCAUUGCUGGGAUGA
Trichoderma virens Gv29-8 is the source of this 3927-nucleotide messenger RNA. RefSeq lists its product as uncharacterized. The transcript has 4 exons. Gene Ontology annotation, cellular component: elongator holoenzyme complex; cytosol. Gene Ontology annotation, biological process: tRNA wobble base 5-methoxycarbonylmethyl-2-thiouridinylation. Gene Ontology annotation, molecular function: tRNA binding. The record is from RefSeq and is a predicted model, not a curated record. Bases 1 to 3927 code for a protein of 1308 amino acids. Lineage: Eukaryota; Fungi; Ascomycota; Sordariomycetes; Hypocreales; Hypocreaceae.